UAAAAUAAAAUCGGUGGUACUUCGGAAAAUAUAACGCUUUUAACUUUAUAUAAUGGAAUCGGCAACGCUCGAUACUAGAAUAAAUUUGAGCCAAAAUAUGGACUCGAGUACUAGGCAAAAGCGUCUGGCACGUUGGUACUUUGGAGGCAUAGCUUCCGCUGGCGCCGCUUGCUGCACUCACCCGCUUGACUUAAUUAAAGUGACGUUACAAACACAACAAGGCAAACUAUCUGUGCUGCAGCUGACGGGGAAAAUACUGCGAGAGCAGGGCGUGUUGGCGCUGUACAAUGGUCUCUCCGCGUCUGUGCUGCGGCAGAUGACGUAUUCUAUGACGCGCUUUGGCAUUUACGAAGUCGGCAAACCUGUGAUUAACACAGACACUUUUCUCGGCAAAAUUGCACUGGCAGGCUUGGCUGGUACUGCUGGUGGCAUUGUAGGUACUCCCGCUGAUAUGGUGAAUGUGCGCAUGCAAAAUGACGUCAAGCUGCCUCCUGAUCAACGAAGAAAUUACAAAAACGCCAUUGAUGGGUUAGUAAAGGUCUACAGAUACGAGGGUUUCAGUCGCUUAUUCUCUGGCGCCACGACGGCCACUGGCAGAGGUGUCCUAAUGACAAUUGGGCAAAUUGCCUUUUAUGAUCAGAUAAAGACGACGUUACUCACAACUGAAUACUUCAAAGACGAUUUGCGCACUCACUUCACUGCCUCACUCGCUGCUGGCGCCAUUGCCACCACACUCACACAGCCGCUGGAUGUGCUCAAGACUCGUGCAAUGAACGCCAAGCCUGGCGAAUUCAAAGGCCUGUGGGAUAUCGUCAAGUUCACUGCCAAACUCGGUCCACUUGGCUUCUUCAAAGGCUAUAUUCCGGCCUUCGUGCGUCUCGGCCCACACACCAUUCUGACUUUCGUUUUCUUAGAGCAGUUGCGCUUGAACUUCGGUUACAUGAAACAGUAGGCUAAACUCAAGCCAUUGAGAUUCAAAUUACAAAUUUGAAAGGAAAACGCAGACCGCGGUGCAGUUGGAGGAGCUUAAACUCCUCGGCGCACUGCAAACUUAAACUCUUAAUUUUAUUGGUUAAGCUUAGCACAAUAAUUCUUUCUGUCUUUACUGCAUUUUUCGCAAUUGUUAAGUUUAAAGUUAACGUUUUAUAGAAAUUUUACAAAUACAAAUUAGUUGAAACAAAGGAAACUAUAAUAUUAAACAAAUAUUAAAUUAAUUGAAUAAAUUAAACUACGGAACUAACAUUCCUGCUAAAUGAGUACUAAACCUAGUGAAUAAGCGUAAACUAGCAAAUUUUCGUUGCAAA
Molecule: messenger RNA, 1304 nt
Organism: Teleopsis dalmanni
Lineage: Eukaryota; Metazoa; Arthropoda; Insecta; Diptera; Diopsidae
Product: mitochondrial dicarboxylate carrier-like
Exons: 6
Coding region: 53-952 (299 amino acids)
Biological process (GO): oxaloacetate transport; succinate transmembrane transport; phosphate ion transmembrane transport
Molecular function (GO): sulfate transmembrane transporter activity; malate transmembrane transporter activity; thiosulfate transmembrane transporter activity
Source: RefSeq, a predicted model, not a curated record